AUGAAAGGGACCGCGCAGCGCGACAAGAUCGCGUCUGAGUUAGGUCAAGGACUCGGACCGGAAUAUAUUUCAUGGAGAAGAGGUAGCGGUGCUCAACAAGCGUACAUUGAGGGUCACACGGUGAUAAAUCUUGCGAACGAGAUUUUGGGGUUCGACGGUUGGAGCAGUGAGAUCCGCAACACGGCAGUUGAGUACGAAAAGGCGUCCAGCGAUGGCCGCUGGCAGAUCGGUGUGCGCUGCGUCAUGAGAAUUACUCUAAAAGCAACCGGUGUCUACCGCGAGGAUAUCGGGUUUGGCCAGGCUAUCAACAUGCCUAGCAAACUCCAGGCUCUAGAGAAGGCCCACAAGGAGGCCGCCACAGAUGCUACUAAACGGGCGUUCCGUCAAUUUGGCAACGCAUUGGGUAACUGUAUUUAUGAUCGCACACACACAAAUGCUAUCACGUCUGUCAAUGUCCCAAAACGCGAGUUUGAUCCGACAUGUUUACGGCGUCCUGCUCCAGCGGCUCCUCCUCCCCCCUCCAAACGGGUGGCUGUUGCAUACAAGCAAGAGAUGCCGAACGAGAUGAAUAAACUCCCUAGAGGUGAUGCUAGUUUGUCCACACCCACGCCGAUCCCCAAACCUGUGCUGGCAAGCGAAAAUGACGAUGACGAUGAGCUUGAUUUCACUCACCUACAGCCUGCCGCCAAACAAACUGAAACUGACGCGGUGCCCGACAACCAAUCAGAUGAUGCUGUUUUUGUUUCCGCAAACAAUGCUGAAGCCUACAAUUCCCCCAAACUUCCUAUCAAGACACACUUUGAUCCGGACUAUCGCAGCCCAAGCAUCAAAACUACAAUUCCUCAGAACUUCUCCUCAAAGGUAUUUCGACGAGACUGA
Messenger RNA from Wickerhamiella sorbophila, 879 nucleotides. Its product is annotated as DNA repair and recombination protein RAD52. The record is from RefSeq and is a predicted model, not a curated record. The transcript has a single exon. Gene Ontology annotation, cellular component: nucleus. The coding region runs from base 1 to 879 and encodes 292 amino acids. Gene Ontology annotation, biological process: double-strand break repair via homologous recombination; mitotic recombination; double-strand break repair via single-strand annealing. NCBI's taxonomy places the organism in Eukaryota, Fungi, Ascomycota, Dipodascomycetes, Dipodascales, Trichomonascaceae.